CAACUAUGUUUAAUUGUGGCCGCCCGGGUUUUUUAAACACACAUCUGGGUUUUAUAAAUUAUUUCAGCGCGCAUUUCUCUUCUCCAGAAACUCCGAACUAGUUAGGAGAAUAGCGCAGAUAGGUUGCUACAUGGAUGAAACCCAGAUGGAUAUCUCACGAAUUGUCCUCUCUAAUCCAUCCUCUCUAUUUUUCUCUCUCCUCUUUCACGCGAAAUAUCACGACUUUACCAAAUUUCAACCCCACUCCAUGUAUUCUCACCCACAUUCAUACAAGCCGUCUUCUUUCGAAAUUUGGAAGAGAAGGAAAUCUUCGUCUGGGUUCAUCUCUUCACUCUACAAUCAUUAAAAACUAUUACUAUUAUGACCCUAAAAAUUGCAAUGAACCCAGAACUGGGAUUGUUGUUUGGAACUCCCUGCUUUCUAUGUAUGCAAAAUGCCGGGCGCUAAGGGAUGCUCUUAAGGUGUUUGAUGAAAUGCCCAUGAGAGAUGCUGUCUCAUGGAAUUCAGUUAUUUCUGGGUUUUUGAGUAACAGGGAGUUUGGAAUUGGGUUUCUGUAUUUCAGGGAUAUGGUUGAAUUGGGUAUUGGCCAGCUUGAUCAAGCUACUUUCACUACUGUUUUAUCAGCUUGUGAUGGACUGGAUUCUAUUAGGGUGAGUAAAAUGGUUCAUGGGUUGGUGAUUCGGAGUGGUUAUGGAUGUGAGAUCGCUAUUGGAAAUGCUUUGAUAACGUCGUAUUUCAAAUGUGGGUGUUCUGGCUCUGGGGAGCGAGUUUUUCAUGAAAUGGGUGAGCGGAAUGUUGUUAGUUGGACUGCUGUAAUUUCUGGUUUAGUGCAAAGUGGACUGUGCGAGGAUAGUUUGAAUGUGUUCAUAAAAAUGCGUGGCACAUCGGUGGAUCCUAAUUCUGUGACGUAUUCGAGCUUGUUAUCGGCUUGUGCUAGUUUACAGGUUCUACAAGAAGGGAAACAAAUUCAUGGGCUAGUGUUAAAACAGGGAUCUGAAUCUGAUUUCUGUAUCGAGAGUGCACUAAUGGACAUGUACUCUAAAUGUGGAAGCAUGGGAGAUGCCUUGCAGAUUUUUUACUCUGCAGAUAAGCUUGAUGAGGUUUCCAUGACAAUUGUGCUUGCUGGUUUAGCUCAAAACGGGCUUGAAGAAGAAGCCAUCCAAAUCUUUACCAAAAUGAUUAGAGCAGGGAUCGACAUUGAUCCAAAUACGAUUUCUGCUAUUCUUGGUGUGUUUGGUACAGACACUUCUUUGGCUUUUGGGCAGCAGAUUCACUCAUUGGUUAUCAAAAAGAGAUUUGGCACAAACGUUUUCGUUAGCAAUGGACUCAUAAACAUGUAUUCCAAGUGUGGGAAAUUGGAGGAUUCGAUGAAAGCUUUCAGUCGGAUGUGUCAGAGGAACUCAGUUUCUUGGAAUUCUAUAAUAGCAGCGUUUGCUCGUCAUGGCGAUGGACUGAAAGCCAUUCAAUUGUAUGAAGAAAUGUUAUUGGCAGGAGUAGAACCUACCGAUGUUACAUUCAUAUCUUUGCUACAUGCUUGCAGUCACGUUGGUCUAGUUGAUAAAGGCAUGAAGUUCUUUGAAUCAAUGAGCAAAAUUCAUCAAAUCAAUCCAAGAAUGGAACAUUAUGCUUGUGUCAUUGAUAUGUUAGGAAGAGCCGGGCUUCUUAGUGAAGCUAAAAGUUUUGUAGCUAACUUACCAGUAAACCCUGGAAUUCUUGUAUGGCAAGCUCUGCUUGGCGCUUGUGCCAUCUGUGGUGACUCUGAAAUGGGAAAAUAUGCUGCUGAUCAAUUGCUGCUGCUAGAACCUGAUAACCCUGCUCCGUUUGUACAGUUGGCGAAUAUAUAUUCAUGUGAAGGGAGUUGGAGAGAUAGAGCAAAGACUAUAAAGAGAAUGAAAGAGGUGGGCUUGUCCAAGGAAACUGGUAAAAGUUGGAUCGAAAUUGAGAGAAAAGUUCAUAGCUUUGUUGUAUGUGACCAGAUGCAUCCACAAGCUGAGAUCAUUUACGCUAUUCUUGCAGAGUUAUAUCUGCAACUGGCAGAUGAAGGAUACAAACCAGAUAAGAGGUUCAUCGUGUAUUACACGGGUCAGAAUGAAGAGGCGAGUCUACCUGAAGCUAUUGGUAGUGCAGUCAACUUAGGACCAGAUAUAGAAACAUAAGCAAAGUCUGACUUUUUUGUAAUUCACUUGCGUAUACGUUAUCAUCAGCUAGGAUUUACUCCUCAAGGUAGUGCUUCGUGCCCUCUUGACCCUCUUGUAAAAGGUUUAUAUGAAGGAAAAUGGGACAGUCAGCCUAUACUAUAUGUAAUGAGUCAAUGUUUGCUGUAGAACUCGGAAUUUGUUUGAAUACAUGAACUAUGGAUGCAGCUCACUUGGUGGA
Spinacia oleracea (spinach) is the source of this 2376-nucleotide messenger RNA. Its product is annotated as pentatricopeptide repeat-containing protein At3g05340. The record is from RefSeq and is a predicted model, not a curated record. NCBI's taxonomy places the organism in Eukaryota, Viridiplantae, Streptophyta, Magnoliopsida, Caryophyllales, Amaranthaceae. Gene Ontology annotation, biological process: RNA modification. The coding region runs from base 135 to 2156 and encodes 673 amino acids. Gene Ontology annotation, molecular function: protein binding; RNA binding. The transcript has a single exon.